Neogale vison (American mink) is the source of this 1078-nucleotide messenger RNA. It is a transcript of the gene CAVIN3, whose product is annotated as caveolae associated protein 3. The transcript has 2 exons. Lineage: Eukaryota; Metazoa; Chordata; Mammalia; Carnivora; Mustelidae. The record is from RefSeq and is a predicted model, not a curated record. Gene Ontology annotation, cellular component: caveola; cytoplasm. The coding region runs from base 82 to 867 and encodes 261 amino acids. Gene Ontology annotation, molecular function: protein kinase C binding.
GGGGAGGAGCCGGGGAAAGGAGGCCCCAGCCCAGAGUGCAGCCCGCGGCCAAAGGGAGAGCAGGCAGGACGGUCGGGGAUCAUGGGGGAGAGCGCGCUGGAGCCGGGGCCUGUGUCCGCAGCAGCGGCGGGGGGCCCGGUGCACGCCGUGACGGUGGUGACGCUGCUGGAGAAGCUGGCCACCAUGCUGGAGGCGCUGCGGGAGCGGCAGGGGGGCCUGGCUCAGAGGCAGGGCGGCCUAGCGGGCUCUGUGCGCCGCAUCCAGAGCGGCCUGGGCGCGCUAAGCCGCAGCCACGAUACCACGAGCAACACACUGGCGCAGCUACUGGCCAAGGCGGAGCGCGUGGGCUCGCACGCAGAUGCCGCGCAGGAGCGCGCGGUGCGCCGCGCGGCCCAGGUGCAGCGGCUGGAGGCCAACCACGGGCUGCUCGUGGCGCGCGGGAAGCUCCACGUCCUGCUCUUCAAGGAGGAGGCCGAAAUCCCAGCCAGCGCCUUCCAGAAGGCGCCAGAGCCCUUAGGCCCAGCCGACCCGUCCGAGCCCGGCCCAGAGCAGCCCGAGGGUGAAGUUGAGGAGAGCUCGGACGAGGAGCCCGUGGAGUCCAGGGCUCGGCGGCUGCGGCGCACCGGGUUGCAGAAGGUACAGAGCCUGCGAAGAGCCCUGUCGGGCCGGAAAGGCCCCGCAGCACCAACGCCCACGCCGGUCAAGCCACCUCGCCUUGGGCCUGGCCGGAGCACUGAUGGCCAGCCUGACGCCCGGCCCGCGCUGGAGCCCAACCUGGAGUCAGAACCUCCACAGGACACCGAGGAAGAUCCCGGGAGACCUGGGCCAGCGGAAGCCGCAGUGCUUCAAAUAGAGAGCGCAGCCUAAUGGCCGGUGCCUCUCGGUGCCUAUGCCCAGUCCCAAAAUAAAUCUCCCUUUCAGAAUGCAGCCUUCACACCCAAAUAAGGAGUGAAUCCUGCAUCCACAGCCCCGCUCUAACUUGCCUCUCCCACUUCCUUCAGGCUAGACAGUCCUCUGAGAAAGGAGCAGCCACUCUAACCUGCUUGCCCUCACUGUCAAUAAAAGUAACGUCACCUAA